UCUGCACCGGCUCAGGAACUUCAUAAAACUUUCUCACUUCUUAGUUCAACGAUUGUGUUACAGACGUGGGCCAAGUGCUGCAAUCAACUCUUACGUUUCAUACAUAGUUUCGCUGUGAAACAGUUUUGUUUUUAAAGUUACGUAGUUGCCAAAUAGUUAUUUCGUAUUUUAGUAGGCUUAUAUUCAUCUACACUCAAGUAGACAAUUGUAUUAAGUGAACUCUUCAAUUUCCAAGACACGUAUGUAACAAACAAACGUGCUUUCUACUGAGACUAGAUAUAAACCUAGCGGGGGAGAUAACUUAAGAAAAAAAUGAACUUACGGACUUUAAAAUCAUUAAGUGUUAAUAACUUGGAUUUACGAUGUUUUCAACACUCGAGAGGUAACAUGUUACACUGAACCAUUGGAAGAUAUAUUUGUUUCCUUAUUAAUGGACGUUUUUAACAAACCAAAAAUAUGAACAGCAAAACUAAAAUUCAGACCAACAAAUCUUCCAAAACUUUAGCAAAUUCACAUGGAAAACUUAAGUACGGAGAUGCAAGCCCUAAGGAAGUGACGUCAGUUCAAGGAUUAGGAUCUAAAUCGAAGGCUAGUAAGAACAAUAAACAUUCCCAAGAUUUCUUGCAGUCUUCGGAAAAGUUAACGCAGCCAGAAAAAGAUUUGGAUACACCUUUGUCUACAGGAGUGAGCAAUAAUCUGGAGGAUGAUGUCAAGGCAAGUGAAUCUAAUGACCAAGAGAAACUAAACACUUCUGAAGGGGAUGAAAAGGAAGAAUGUCAAGAGAACGGCCAUGUUGAAAAUGGCCAUAUUGACGAUGUUGACAGUUCUGACCAACUGAGUCUCACGGACAGCUAUGUGUCUGACUCUAGAGCUCUCAUGUCAGAUGAUGCACAGGUUUCAAAUCCUUAUGACGUGUUUUCAGGUGGCCAGGGACCAGCAGAAGCAGAGAUCUCGUCCCGCCAGGCCAAAAUUAUACGAGAAAUUUUGGCCAACUUUGACCUCGAGGAUGUUAUGGAUAGAUACAGGGGUCAAAGUGUCAUGCAAAGUCUCAAGAAAAACAGUCUGCUUCUAGAGGCUGUCAUGGGCAAUGAAAAAAUACCUUAUAGUGACCGGAAAUGGCACGAAGCUCUUCGUCAGAAAGUUAUGGAAGACUUAGAGAGACAACAAGAUGAAAGAGAAAGGCGCCUGGCUGAAGCCGAAACACAACGAAUUCUAAAAUUAAAACUUCAGGGUAUUCUUCGGGAUGAAAGCAACAAAAGGGGAGAUAAGCACGAUACAUUGAGUCCAGCAGACAAAAAAUUCGAGCAGAGGCAAGCCCAGAAACAUGAAUCAUUGUAUAAACCAAAUGAUAUAGAGUCACAGAUGCAAAUAUUAAGUCAAUCUGGCCAUGGAUCUAGAUCAAAGAGUAGCCACAAAGAAAAUGGUGAUCCUGCACCAGUGACCAGUAAUGAGCCCACAAACACUAGUCAUUCUAAUGAAGUCAGUGAGUCUAGUUCAAACAUACCUACUUAUAAAAGUCACCUGGGUAGGAUGAAACCAGACAACACAACAGUAAUACAUCCAGAUCUGGAGAAGUUAUAUCAGGAAGAGGACCUUGAGAAACUGUACAAAGAAGCUGAAAGUUUAGUCAGAGUGUCAACAGUAAAAUCAACUCACAAGAAACCUGCAUAAAGAACAACUCACAAGAAACAUGCAUAAUGAACAACUCACAAAAAACCUGCAUAAUGAACAACUCACAAGAAACCUGCAUAAAGAACAACUCACAAGAAAUUUGCAUGAAAAUUUGCAUAAUGAACCUAGAUUUAGAAUAAUCUACUUCCAAAUUCAUAUAAAGUGAAAGCAUGAGAUUUACAUCUAAUUCUGAAUGCAAUAGCACCUGGACUCUAUGUACAAAAGGAAAUCCAAUGUGAAGGCCAUGUGCUAACACAGUAUUCUAGUUUAUUAACAAAGUGAAACAUUCCCCUAUCUUAAAUUCUAUUUGUGCACGAUACAAAAAAUAUUCAGAUUUAUAGUAUAUCAAUGUAUUUAUUCUAUUUAUUAUUUUUGUUCAUCUUUUAAAAGCUGUAAUAUCAUAAGUUAUUAUUACAUUUAUACUAAAAAGAAAAAAAAAAGGUUCCAAUGUGAUAUUUGUUUAAUUAGGCAAUUACACAUUUUUGUUUAAGAUUACUGCAAAUAUGUUUUGUAUUUUUCUUUUUAAAAAAAGACCACACCCAGAUAUUUAAACAUUAUUAUUAAAACUAAUAUCUUCAUUUGUAUGUUUCAUUAAUUGGACCAUACUUAUCCAUUUCUGCAACAUAUGUCAAAUCAGACAUUUUAAAACUAUAAAAUGAAUUUAUUGCAUUUUUUUUAAACAAAUUCUUUUUUAAUGAAUUGAAAAGAAAAAAUAAACAAAUAAUAUAGAUUUUUAGAGUGUGUAGUUCAAUUAUUUUUUUUAUAAAGUACUGGUAAAACACUGAAAAACAUUUCCACUUAUUAUAUAGAUAUAUCAGCUACUUUACAGUGAAAACACAAUUUAAACUAAAUUAUUUCCUUUAGAUUAAUAAUCUAGGUUAGUUGAAUUCACACUAGCUUCAUUUGUAUACUGUCCACUCUGAGACAUAAAAGCUGAACAUUAUUUAUUAUACUUUUAUGUGAAUAAAUUAUUUGUUUUAACUUUUGUCUUAUAUGAUUAAUGUUUCUGAUUACUUCAAAUGAUAACAUAGAAUUUAGAUAUUACUUGGAUUAAAAAAGUUUUAGAGCAUAUUUUUACAAUUUUAAUAUGAUAAUGAUAGAUUUUGUCAUCCAGAGGGCUGCCUACAGCAUUUUGUGCCUCCUUAUGUGGCUGGUGACACCUAAUUGAGACAGGAAUUUUUGGCUGCACACAUGGCAAGCUAUUCCAGAUGGAGAUUGUGUGAACUCUUCUGAUUUUUUUACUGGUACUUUUCUUCUGCCAAGGCUAUUUUAUUAUAUAAUAUGAACAACCAGCAUUUAAAAAACAUGGGUCAGAAAACAUUUAAACAAAAAAAAAGUUACACCUUUUGUUUUUAGAUCAUUUAUUUUGCUCACAAAUAUCUUAUCCCUCUGACAUCUCUACAUCUUCCCAUCCAUCUUCAGUAUCAAACAAUUGUUCUUUCUUUCCAGGGUUACUUUCAACUGGUUUUGUUUUGUUCUUCUUCCCAGAUCUUUUUUUCUUCUUGGAAGAUUUCACUGGCAUUGCUGCUGUUACUGAGGUUGAAGCUGUGUCUGGCUCUGAGAAUGAAACUGGUUCAUUUAACUCUUCUUCUCUGUCAGCCAUGUCAACAUCUCGCAGUGUCACUGUCUUUGCUUUUGUUUCUGGGACUUCAGCUGAAUUAAUAACAACACAGCUUACAAAUAAAUGAUUAUCAUGAAGUAAAUUACAACAGAUAAAAACAUACAAAAAUUAUUUUUUUUGCUAAGAAAUCAAACAAGACUAUUUCUUUUCAUCUAAAGUAUGUCAAAGCAUAUGGUGACUUAAUAAUCUAUAUAAUAAUCUAAAUUUUUAUACAGUCAAUGUUUGUGGCACCAGAAAUCAUAAGUAAGAAAAUAUUAAGUCAAUGAUUAUAAAACUGGCAUACUGAUGAUUUAUCGGGCUUGUAUCAAAACAAGAAAAUAAAAAAAAACUGUUCUGGUAUAAUCAAAACCACUAAUUUACAAAUUGUGACCUUCCACCCUUUUUACUUUUAUUAGUUUUGCUGUUUCAUUGUUUUGAAAAGCCAUUCAAAUAUUUUUGAAAUAUAGGAGAUUUAGUGCUUUCCAAAAUAUAAUUUAAGUAAAAAAUUUAUUGGAUUCAAUAGUAUAAAAAAGACAUGUCCUAUUACCAUAGAUGCAAACACAAUUAGUGAAAUGAACACAGUAGGAAGAAUUCAUUAAACAAACAUUGCUGUUAUUAAGGAAUUUUUCUUUUCAAAGUUACAGUGUUACUUAUUAAAAUUUAGAAUUUUUCUUAGUAAAAUAUACUGUCGGAAAUAUUUGCAGUGUGCAGACUAUUUGAAAAUGACUUAUUCAAUAAAACAUACUUUCCAUCUGUGAUUUCUCUCUCAGUCUGUGAUUCAAGCGUUUGGUGAGCCUCCUAAGUUUUUUUCCUGAGAUUUUGAUAUUAUUCUUUGGA
Molecule: messenger RNA, 4108 nt
Organism: Biomphalaria glabrata
Lineage: Eukaryota; Metazoa; Mollusca; Gastropoda; Planorbidae
Exons: 7
Coding region: 457-1671 (404 amino acids)
Source: RefSeq, a predicted model, not a curated record